Antrostomus carolinensis (chuck-will's-widow) is the source of this 642-nucleotide messenger RNA. It is a transcript of the gene CENPK, whose product is annotated as centromere protein K. Lineage: Eukaryota; Metazoa; Chordata; Aves; Caprimulgiformes; Caprimulgidae. Gene Ontology annotation, biological process: kinetochore assembly; mitotic sister chromatid segregation. The record is from RefSeq and is a predicted model, not a curated record. The transcript is spliced from 8 exons. Gene Ontology annotation, cellular component: nucleus. The annotation marks the transcript as partial.
GCUGAAGAUCUACCAGAAAUCAGCAAUGCCUCAGUUUGUCCUGUAGAUGCCAAGGAAGAACUCUUGAAUGAAUGUGAGGGUAUUUGGAAGCAGAUGGAAGAGUGUCAGAGCAAACUAAUGCUUCUAGAAAAGGAAACACUACCAUCAGAUGUCAAGGUAAGACAGUUAAUGAUGCAAGUGAAAGCUUUAACAGCAGAAUACAAUCAAUGGCAAAAAAGAAGUCCUGAAAUAAUAUCUACCAAUCCAGAUGUACUGUUAGCAUUAGGAAUGGAAGAGUUGCAGAAAGUAAAGAAUGACCUUGAAAUGGUGCUGUCAGUACUUAAGUUAAAGAAUAAACAACUGGAAGAAGAUCUGAAAAGAGAACAGCAGUGGCAUGAGGAACAGGAGCAGUUACUAGAUCUUCUUAAUGGACUUGAAGAAGAGACAAAAACCCAAGUUGAACAACUUUCCAAAAAAAGAGCAUUUCAUGAACUGCGAAGUAAAACGUUGAAACUGAAGGUAUAUAAGGAAACAAUCUUGAACGCUCUGGGUGAAUUCCUAGAAGAACAUUUUCCCCUUCCAGAGAAAGGCAAAACUGCUAAAAAGAAGAAUUAUUCUGAGGAGUCUGCUGUAGAACUGUUAACGCUGCAUAAAAUUUUGGAG